AUGCGCAUCCUCCUCGCCCUCGGCGCCAUCCUCGGUGUCCUAACAACGCUCAUGUACACACUCGACUCGCACCUCGCUAAAUUCUACAUCUUCACCCCAUCCUCACUGCACAGCCUCAGCCAAGAAGCCAUUUCCCUCUACGGAAACGACACUGCCUCUGUCGUCUCGCACAUUGUAUCUUCCCUGUCUGCAACCCACGGUCCCCACAUCAACCUAGACGAAGAAUGGAUCUUCAACAAUGCGGGUGGUGCCAUGGGCGCCAUGUACAUUAUCCACGCAUCAAUUACCGAGUAUCUGAUUGUUUUUGGGACGGCAAUUGGGACCGAGGGUCAUACCGGUCGGCAUACGGCGGAUGACUAUUUCCAUAUUCUCAAGGGCGAGCAAUUGGCUUAUCGACCUGGAAAGGGCGUUUACGAGGCUGAGAGAUAUCCCCAGGGGAGUGUGCAUCAUCUUACCAGGGGUGACGUUAAGCAGUAUAAGAUGGAGAGUGGGUGUUUUGCGCUCGAGUAUGCGAGGGGAUGGAUUCCGCCUAUGCUUGGGUUUGGGUAUGCUGAUACCUUUUCGAGCACAUUGGACUUCCCAACCCUCUGGAGGACUACCGUGGUCACUGGACGGGAAAUGAUUAGAAACCUGAUGAUGGGCAAGUUGUAA
This is a messenger RNA of Alternaria atra, 651 nucleotides long. RefSeq lists its product as uncharacterized. Bases 1 to 651 code for a protein of 216 amino acids. The record is from RefSeq and is a predicted model, not a curated record. Gene Ontology annotation, biological process: ergosterol biosynthetic process. Gene Ontology annotation, cellular component: endoplasmic reticulum. The transcript is spliced from 2 exons. Lineage: Eukaryota; Fungi; Ascomycota; Dothideomycetes; Pleosporales; Pleosporaceae.